UGGAGGAUCCCAGGGGGAAUAUCCUCAGGAGCCUCAGGAGGACCACCAAGAAACCAAAGCCGAAGGCGCGUCCGUCCCUGACCAAGACCCCGUGGGAGAGCAGCUAUUUUGGGGUACCCCUGACCCACGUGGUGACCCCGGAACGGCCGAUCCCGAUCUUCAUCGAGCGCUGCAUCGAAUACAUCGAGGCCACCGGUUUGAGCACGGAGGGGAUUUAUCGCGUCAGCGGGAACAAAUCGGAGAUGGAAAGUUUGCAGCGCCAAUUCGACCAAGAUCACGGGCUGGACCUGGCCGAGAAGGAUUUCACCGUCAACACCGUGGCCGGGGCCAUGAAAAGUUUUUUCUCGGAGCUGCCGGAGCCGUUGGUGCCCUACGCCAUGCAGGUGGAGCUGGUGGAGGCCCACAAAAUCAACGACCGGGACCAGAAGCUCCACGCGCUCCGGGACGUCCUGAGGAAAUUCCCUCGCGAGAAUUACGAGGUUUUCAAAUACGUCAUCGCACACCUCAACAGGUGGGGCUCAAUUUUGGGCAAUUUUGGGUAA
Messenger RNA from Malurus melanocephalus (red-backed fairy wren), 542 nucleotides. RefSeq names its product rho GTPase-activating protein 35-like. The record is from RefSeq and is a predicted model, not a curated record. The transcript is spliced from 5 exons. NCBI's taxonomy places the organism in Eukaryota, Metazoa, Chordata, Aves, Passeriformes, Maluridae. The annotation marks the transcript as partial. Gene Ontology annotation, biological process: signal transduction.